Messenger RNA from Diceros bicornis minor, 2117 nucleotides. RefSeq names its product mitochondrial ornithine transporter 1-like. Gene Ontology annotation, biological process: mitochondrial L-ornithine transmembrane transport. Gene Ontology annotation, molecular function: L-ornithine transmembrane transporter activity. The coding region runs from base 892 to 1659 and encodes 255 amino acids. The record is from RefSeq and is a predicted model, not a curated record. The transcript is spliced from 8 exons. NCBI's taxonomy places the organism in Eukaryota, Metazoa, Chordata, Mammalia, Perissodactyla, Rhinocerotidae.
CUUAACAUCGUUUGAACACCAUACGGAAUUGUCGCUGAAUUGGUUAUUUGAAUAUUCUAUGUUAAGGAGCCAACUUUCCUUUUUCUAGUCGAUGUUUAUUAAGUCCAUGCUCAGCAAUAACUGAUUUUUGUCUAAAAGUAGAGUAGUAGACUCUAGUUUUCCCAAACUUCCUAGGUUUCAGCCCAAACCUCCUGAAUCAAGGUUUCCAGGAGGGAGGCCUGGUUAUCCGAAUCUUGAACAAGUGCCCCAGGUGGUUCUUAUCCAGCAAAUUUGGGACACGGUGGACCAGGUGUUGCUCUUCAGAGUGGUUGGUGGCCAGGCCUUAUCCGCCUCAUCUGCGAGGGAGCGGUCAAGACGGGCAGCGUUUCUGGCCCCAGCUGAGGCCUGUCGCCUCGGAAUGUGCGUUUUAACGAGGUCCCCGGAUGGGGACCCCCAGCUCUAGAGGCCCAGGGAGCCCCCUGGUGGCAGAGCAGGCAUUCAGUGUCAUCGGCCUGUGUUACUCAGCAGAGCUCCUGACCUGCUCCUUCCCAGACUGUUGGGUGACCUCCUCUUGGAGACCCAGCACAGGCCACUGUCUGGAUUUCGGACUGAGCCUGGUGGACUGGUAGAUCCACGUCACGUCUGAAAACUAAUUCGAUGUGAGCCAUCUGUGGUUGGCUCACUUAUUUGGCAUUUGUUUCUAAGGUUUUCAGAAAGGGAUAUGAGGCGCCUGUCCUAAGCUCCAGAGAGCUGCCUUCCACGGAGCCCAGCAGAGGAGCAGACGAACAUGAAGUCCAAUCCUGCCAUCCAGGCUGCCAUUGACCUCACGGCAGGGGCCGCAGGGAUAUGAGGCGCCUGUCCUAAGCUCCAGAGAGCUGCCUUCCACGGAGCCCAGCAGAGGAGCAGACGAACAUGAAGUCCAAUCCUGCCAUCCAGGCUGCCAUUGACCUCACGGCAGGGGCCGCAGGGGGCACAGCCUGCGUCCUGACUGGGCAGCCCUUCGACACCAUGAAAGUGAAGAUGCAGACGUUCCCUGGCCUGUACAGGGGCCUGACCGACUGCUGCCUGAAGACCUACUCCCAGGUGGGCUUCCGGGGCUUCUACAGGGGGACCAGCCCGGCGCUGAUCGCCAACGUCGCCGAGAACUCGGUCCUCUUCAUGUGCUACGGCUUCUGCCAGCAGGUGGUGCGGAAAGUGGUUGGAUUGGACAAGCAGGCAAGGCUGAGUACAGUGUGGUCUGUUGUGAAGAGCAUCCUUAGAAAGGAUGGCCCCUUGGGCUUCUACCAUGGACUCUCGAGCACUUUACUUCGAGAAGUCCCCGGCUAUUUCUUCGUCUUCGGCGGCUAUGAACUGAGCCGAUCGUUUUUUGCAUCCGGGAGAUCAAAAGAUGACCUAGGCCCUGUCUCUUUGAUGGUAAGUGGCGGCAUUGGUGGCAUCUGCCUCUGGCUUGCUGUAUACCCAGUGGAUUGUGUAAAAUCCAGAAUUCAAGUUCUUUCCAUGUCUGGGAAACAGGCAGGAUUUCUCAGAACCUUUAUAAGUGUUGUGAGAAGUGAAGGAAUAACAGCCUUAUAUUCUGGCCUGAAACCUACCAUAAUCCGAGCGUUCCCUGCCAGUGGGGCACUGUUUUUGGCCUACGAACACAGCAGGAGGUUAAUGAUGAGCCAGUUGGAAGCUCACUGAAGUGUUCUGGUGAACCUGGAUCUGAGUGCAGGCAUUUGAGGACUACGUUCAUCUCAGGGUUUCCUGAAGCACAGGACCAGUGUGGAAAUACUUUGAUUUUGUGGGAAUUUUGUUUUGUCUUCCCUUCUUCUGCUUUAAAUCCUAAGCUUUAUGGAAGGAGCCCUAUUUUACAUCAUACGUUUCUGCUCAUAAUGGUACUGAAAUAGGAAAGUUACUGCUCUUCUCCUUGGUGGGACACGGGGUGAGCUGCUGGCCCUCUGUGCCUAAUCUGAAAGGCUGGAUAUAGUUGUACGAGGGCUUUUGCACGACCGUGUGUGUGUACACGCAGCCUGGACGGUUAUGAGUUGUGAGUGAAGCACAACUUGGUUCCCUGUUUAACCUCAAAUCUCACCAGAAAAACCCAGAGGUGUAACUGUGUUUCACAAAGAUGGUUAUAAGUGAUGGCUUAACCCACUCUC